Messenger RNA from Aureobasidium pullulans EXF-150, 466 nucleotides. RefSeq lists its product as uncharacterized. Lineage: Eukaryota; Fungi; Ascomycota; Dothideomycetes; Dothideales; Saccotheciaceae. The record is from RefSeq and is a predicted model, not a curated record. The coding region runs from base 127 to 414 and encodes 95 amino acids. The transcript has a single exon.
UGACGUCUUGACCGAGUGGGCGUGUAGCGCGGCGAGAUAGAGGAUCAACAGGACCAAGCAGUCCUUGCCUCCAUUGUAGGAAAGGGACAGUUCGGCCAGACUGUGGAUGCUUAUCAGCCCGACUCAAUGCAGCCAUUCAGAUCCACGACCAACCUGUAUCGCUCGAGUGCUUCAUCGAGGACCUUGAGACUCAAGCGAGUCUGCUCCUGGACGCCUCGUAGGCGAUCGGUGGAUGCCUGGGCGGCCAGAAAGGCAGUGACUCGGGCAUGCACCUUUGCGCAGAGGGCGGGCAGAUGCUCCUCCUGGCCAGGAGCUAUUGUUUCGGUGCGGCCCUGGUCAUCGCUGCGGAUUCCAAGCAGGGUCUCUGGCAUUACGAUGCUUCGGCAUGCGACACACAAACUCGACUAUGCAUGAGAGAUGCUGUCGAGGACACGGAGAUGCCGUCACGUCCGCUAUCCAGACAGUG